Camponotus floridanus (Florida carpenter ant) is the source of this 2144-nucleotide messenger RNA. RefSeq lists its product as uncharacterized. The transcript has 8 exons. NCBI's taxonomy places the organism in Eukaryota, Metazoa, Arthropoda, Insecta, Hymenoptera, Formicidae. Gene Ontology annotation, molecular function: protein binding. The coding region runs from base 497 to 1987 and encodes 496 amino acids. The record is from RefSeq and is a predicted model, not a curated record.
ACAGAGAGACCAAAACGAACACUUAAAUGUGCCGCAGGGUCUGCGCCAGCGGGAUCUGCUCGCUCGCGGAGGUCGAGCCCGGGCCUGAAGCUUUCCGGUGUGUAUGAGAAAAGAGAGGGGCUGUCUUAUCCUGCCCUGUGUUGCCGCUGCUCGCGGGCACGUACUGUGGCUACUGCCAUCAGCGGACAGUCUCUUAUUACGCCCGCGUUCAACUCUACGCGAAUUAUAAAUACUCUUUUUAAACUGCACGACGAUAACGUGAACACUCUCAGAAUAUCAAAAUCUGAAAAGUUAGCCAAAUAAUAGAUUUUGAGAGCGGAAGACAAAAUUUUAAAUAAUCUUUGGAAAUGACGACAAUCAUCACGGAUAAUAUGAAUAUUCGAACUUCGAAAAUCAUAACUGAGUUAUUAAAUAGGAGAUAAAAUCGAAGAUAAUGUGAAUAAUGGAUAGUAAUGACGGAGGACAACAGAGAAGAGAUUUCUUCACAAACUAAAAGAUGUUCGCUAGACUCUGCAGACAAACUCCAAACGGGGACUUGAAGAGGCGGCAUUCCUGGAGCAGCGAAAUCGAUUAUCAAUUAGCUGUAACGGAAGCUGCAAAUAUCUCGGGAGAAAAUCUCACUUCCUCAGCUUCCUCAAAAGACAAUAGAAUCUUUCGCAAGGAACAUGGCUGUUCGUUGCAAACGGUGGACCUGGUGGCGGACUGUCCAAAUUUGCAAAUUGUGACAGGUGGCUCAGGAUCGUCGUCAUCCUCAAAGUCAUCCACAUUGCCGUCUUCGACGUUUACGUUUACGUCGGUGACGAGCAUGGGACAACGACCGAGCGCUCUGUUGCGCCCCAAGAUUUCGUUAACUUGGGUCCUACGUGGACAACAGCAGUCUGAGUCUAACAACACUUAUCCGAUUGCUAAUAGCAACGGAAAUACGUACAGUGAUCGAGAUCUUUUAUCGCGCAAGGAAAGGUCCUCGGGAAGAAGCAUUAAAUGCUUCAAGGAGAAGCAUGCUACUAACAAGGAGAACAUUGAAUACAAGAAGAGCGCUGAGAAGCGUGAAAAGAAAAUUCUACACAGACUCGAAAAAAUCGAAAAGAUCGGCAAAGAAUCGAUCGGUGAAAGACGAUUGGAUAAUACAUUGGAAAAGCACUUUGAUGAAGAAUUUGUCGGUCUGAAAGAAAUAAAAGAAAAGGAGAAAGUGAAGCGAACUAUAUCUGAGCCUUCUCUAAUAUCUCGUGAGUCGAUGUCAGCAUGUAGCGGACGAGAAAAGCAUCGGCAUAGACGAACCAAACGUUCGUACAAGCCUAGAUUACCCAGUAGAUUUGGUUACGAGAUUGCCGAUUUGGAUGCCUUCUUGACUAAGGCAUCCAUAGAAAGACCGGCGAACAUUCCAGUCGUCCUAUCUUUUCCAUCAGUAUUAUAUCAGACUCAAGGCGGUAUUCAAGAUGAAAUGGCUCUUCCUUUGGGUACAGUCGUAAAUGCCAUUUUUAAGAAUCAGGCCUGGUUGUACGUUCAAACUCCUCACGGCCAGGAAGGUUAUGUCGGUUACGCCGCUUGUUUGCCUUUGGGAAUUUUACCGCAUCCCACGCAAGGACCUUGUUGGGAGGAUUCUACCGAUAUUUUUCCUCGACCUCUCGGAAAUAUGACGGAUAUAGAGAAAUUGCGAGACACCAGAUCAGAAUGCGGGGCAAGUCGCGGCCGUCAGAGCGGCAGAGUCAGACGAUGUAUGAGAGACGCGGUGUCGGCGUGCGGUGAGCGUAGUGUCGAUCGAUUGUAUUUGAGGGCAGCGGCAAACGCACGCAUCAAGGGUUCCCGGUACACGCUGCUAGUGAUCAGGACUGAUUACGAGGCAGAAUCCACAAAUGCUCUGACCGUUUCCAAAGGCGACGUGGUUGCUUUGUUGAGCGAUCACAUAAAUGAUUGGUUCUGGGUACGUUCUAGGGAUGGUAAGGAAGGAUUCAUCCCUGCUGUUAUUGCUGGUCACGGCUUUCUCUGAUUAUUUUCUGUUAAAUAAGAUUUAUUUAACGGUGGCGGACAGUUCAUGAAAUUCAUAGAACUUAUGUGUGUGUGUGUGUGUGUAUAUAUACAUAUUUUCGAUCUAUUAUGUAUAUCCUCGCAAUAAUAUCGUAAUUAUUAAAUUAUUCUAUUAAUAA